Morus notabilis is the source of this 3199-nucleotide messenger RNA. RefSeq names its product ATP-dependent DNA helicase Q-like 5. Gene Ontology annotation, biological process: double-strand break repair via homologous recombination. The transcript has 19 exons. Gene Ontology annotation, molecular function: 3'-5' DNA helicase activity; nucleic acid binding; ATP binding. Lineage: Eukaryota; Viridiplantae; Streptophyta; Magnoliopsida; Rosales; Moraceae. Gene Ontology annotation, cellular component: chromosome; nucleus; cytoplasm. The record is from RefSeq and is a predicted model, not a curated record. Bases 42 to 2972 code for a protein of 976 amino acids.
CUUCUCCGUUUGCCUCUCUUUCACCUCCGAUAUUCUCUUCCAUGGAUUCCGAUUCCGACUCCGACUCCGACUCCGACGGCUCUCACGUCUCCGCUACUCCUCCCAGAGAUUUCGGCCCUUCAUCUCCGCCGCCUCCUUCACGGCCUCCGCUCAUCUCCUCCACCAAUUCCAGCGUUAGGGCUAGAGCCUCCUCGUCCUCUUACUCCAAACCCAAGAAGAAGUUCUCCCACAAGUUUUCCUCUUCCCCUUCCGAUGCAAAUCGGACCAGAAUCGACCCAGUGCCGGCCUCCGAAGAUGCAUUUCCCACUUUCUCGGCCAAUCUUCCUUUCCAAAUCCGCAGCCGGCCGUCCGAUCAGAACCGCGACGUUUCCGCCGUCGAUCGCUCCCUCGAAACCCUCCCCGCCGGCUUCUUCUCCAAGUCCGCGUCGUUCUCGAAAAUCCGACGGUCCACUCUCAAUUUCGAUUGCGUUGAGGAUGAUCCGAGUCCUUCUUCGGCGCCGAUUCCGCCGCCCAAGGCUGAUGAGAUUACCGUGCCUGAAUGUUCGGCGGCCGGUUGGUUGCCGGAAGAGCUCGAUGAUGAAGCGGCCGUCGGUUAUGGAAUAAGCUCGGCGAAAGUUGCGAAGAAGCAUUCUAAUUUGAUCGGAAGCAAUGUGCCUUUGCCACCGGUAAAAUUUCGAAAAUGCAGUGCAGAAGGGAAUUUUGUGAAGCUGAACUUGAAGCGGAAUAAAAGGAAAUUCUUGAACAAAAGAGGGGGUAGUUCUUACUCGAGUGGUCGACGAUCUUACAGAAAGUAUAAGAAAAAAAUGAGAUCAGAAAGCGAGGCCAAAAUGGAGGAGGGUGUUUGUGAGGAAAAUGGCUUAGUUGUCGAGACGAUGGCGGAAAACAAUCAGAGGAGAGAAAGCAAAAGAGCGAAAUUUGAACAUGAAUCUCUCAAAGAGGCGAUUUUGGCUGCUCGAGAUGAGCCCUCUGAUGAGAAUUUAGUCAAGUUGUUGAGCCUAACUCAUGGUUAUGAUUCAUUCCGUGAUGGGCAGUUGGAGGCGAUAAAGAUGGUUCUUUCCGGGAAAUCGACAAUGCUCGUUUUGCCUACAGGUGCUGGAAAAUCGCUGUGUUAUCAGUUGUCUUCCCUGAUUUUGCAUGGAAUAACCCUGGUUGUAAGUCCUUUAGUUGCAUUGAUGAUUGAUCAACUAAAACAGCUUCCUCUAAUGAUUCAUGGCGGUCUUUUCUGUAGUAGUCAGACACCAGAGGAAGUUUCGGAGACAUUGCGGUUGCUACAACAAGGUGAUAUAAAGGUGCUUUUUGUGUCACCAGAAAGGCUUUUGAAUGCGGAAUUCUUGUCAUUAUUUUCUGCUAAUGUGUCAAUAUCGCUUGUUGUGGUGGAUGAAGCUCACUGUGUAUCUGAAUGGUCACACAAUUUCCGACCCUCGUACAUGAGGCUGAGAGCAUCGUUACUUAAAGCGAAGCUCAAUGUUGAUUGCGUUCUUGCCAUGACAGCUACUGCUACAACCACAACUUUGCAUGCUGUUAUGUCUGCUCUGGAAAUUCCUUCAACCAAUCUCAUCCAGAAAGCCCCAUUAAGGGACAAUUUACAAUUAUCGGUGUCAUUGUCUAGAAAUAGGCAAGUCAGCUACACUUUUUUCUUGAAUAAAACUAGAAUGAAGGAUCUGUUGAUGCUGAUCAAGUCUCCUCCAUUCACGGAAGUCCGGAGCAUCAUUGUAUAUUGCAAAUUUCAGUUUGAAACUGACGUAAUAAGCAGAUAUUUACGUGAUAACGACAUUGAUGCAAAGGGUUACCACGGUGGUAUACCUGCAAAAGAUCGUAGCCGUAUACAGGAGUUAUUUUGCACUAACAAGAUCCGGGUGGUUGUUGCAACUGUGGCAUUUGGCAUGGGGCUUGACAAGAGGGACGUUGGCGCUGUCAUUCAUUACAGCUUGCCAGGAAGCUUGGAGGAGUAUGUUCAGGAAAUCGGCCGAGCUGGACGGGAUGGGAGAUCAUCCUAUUGUCAUCUAUUUUUAGAGGAUGAUACAUACUUCAAGCUUCGUAGUCUCAAGUUUAGUGAUGGAGUCGAUCAAUAUACAAUAAACAAAUUCCUUUGUGAAAUUUUCUCCAACAAUAAGAAGUUGCAAGGAAAAGUUUGCUCCUUAGUAACAGAAUCGGCUUCUCCCAAGUUUGAUAUGAAAGAAGAGGUGAUGUUCACACUUCUAACCCAAUUGGAGUUGGGUGAAGUGCAAUUCUUGCGUCUUCUCCCACAGAUAAACGUAACUUGCAGUUUGAGUUUUCAUAAGACCCCUCCUGAUGUGCUUGCUGAGAGGGAUGUUGUUGUUGCUGAAAUUCUGAAGAAGUCUGAAAUGAAGCAAGGGGAGUAUGUGUUUGACAUACCAACUGUGGCGAACAGCAUUGGAAUUACUACUACUGAUCUAUCAAAUCAGUUACAAAAUCUAAAGUUCAAGGGAGAAGUAAGGUAUAAACUGAAGGACCAAGCCUGCUGCUAUACAAUUGUUGAAGUUCCUGCAGAUCUUUGUUCUCUAUCAGCACAUCUUACAAAAUGGUUAUCAGAGGUUGAAAGUUGCAAGGUGCGGAAGUUGGAUGCAAUGUUUAAUGCUGCCACAUUCGCCCUUAAUUCGUGUGAGAAAUUGCACGGUUGCUGUGGAGCCCAACAUACGCCAUGCUUGCAAAGAAGAAUUUUGGAUUAUUUUAACGAAAAUUAUGAUAAUUAUGAUCUUCCUAAUAAGAUGGGUCAAAGCAGCUUAUUUUUGCGAGCCGAUAUGAAAGUAUUUCUGCAGAGUAACUCGCAGGCAAAAUUCACUCCCAGAGCUGUUGCAAGGAUAAUGCAUGGCAUUGCAAGCCCAGCUUAUACAUCAACAAUGUGGUCAAAAACUCACUUCUGGGGAAGGUAUUCAAAAAUAGAUUUCCAGGUUGUACUGGAAGCAGCAAAGGCAGAACUGAUUAACUUCGUCGGAAAGGAUGCUACCUAGCUCAUAAGAAUCAUGCACACUGUUGCUGGAUGAUUGAAAAUUUCAUUGAAAAUUUCAUUUGUCAUAAUAUUAUGGACCGAUUUUAUUCUGAGAAGGAAUCUGCUGACAUUGAUGCUGUCCCACUUGCACAAGUUCACUUGGAAACGAAACUGUAGGUGUUCAAGUUGCUUCUUUUCAGAAAUCAGAUAAAUAAAACACAAAAGAGUAAAAAGAUUGACAUAUUUGAC